Messenger RNA from Kluyveromyces lactis, 927 nucleotides. RefSeq names its product Sfk1p (gene SFK1). Gene Ontology annotation, cellular component: plasma membrane. The record is from RefSeq and is a predicted model, not a curated record. NCBI's taxonomy places the organism in Eukaryota, Fungi, Ascomycota, Saccharomycetes, Saccharomycetales, Saccharomycetaceae. The transcript has a single exon. The coding region runs from base 1 to 927 and encodes 308 amino acids.
AUGUUUCCACGUCCAGGUAACUACUGGUUUAUCUUUCCCUGGAUAGCUUUCAUUCCAUGGUAUGGGAUGCUAAUUGCGAUGUUGGCAUGUUGGGCAGGACAAGGUCAUCCCAUUUAUUGGUUCAUGCAUACAGACCAGUUCCCGGUUUAUAUAUCCCAUAUUGGUGCGACCAAUUUAAAACCGUUGUUUAUUUCUUGUGCGGCAUGGCAAGGUCUAGGAUACGUAAUCAUGGUUGCUCUAGAGUAUUUUCAAAGAUCUGGUCAUUGGCCUUUCAAGUUACCGUAUACUUAUCAUGAUGACUUAGAAAAAUCUAACGAUAGCUCUAUAAUGGAAUCGAACUACAUCGAAGCUUUAAUUCAGAAGAAAUAUGUCAUGCCUCCAUUUUUUACCAAACAUGAACGGAAUCUAGUAUGGGCCUCAUUCGUACUAGGAAGUAUAGGUGAAUUGGCUUUGCUUAUGUGCACUAUCUUCUCAACAAACACGUAUCCUAGGGUGCACAGUUCCAUGGUGGGUAUAUUCUGUGCAUUUGUCGGAUUGAGUGUAAUUUGUCAUGUCGCACAAUAUAUGACAAUGGGCAGACACUACGCUGUCGUCCAUCCUCUUACAAGUAGUGAAGAUAUCGGCAAAGACACAAGGUGGAAUGAAUGGCACGGCCAUGUUUGGAACAAGUAUACUAUCAGUGGCUUACUAAAGGCAUUUUGGGUAAUAGCUGCUUUCGUUUGGGCUAUUUGUUUUGCAUGCUUAGAAGAUAGAUCAACGACUGCCUGUUUUGAAUGGCUAUUGGCAUUUUGGUUCGGAUUAUAUUUCAUUAUUGUCUCUGUUGACUGGUAUAUUGGCGGAAGAUAUACCCAGUCCAAGUAUUUCCAUCAAAUCACAAUUACGGAGAAUUUGAACUAUUACAAGUACAAUCAGUUGAACGCACUAUAA